Molecule: messenger RNA, 8829 nt
Organism: Mytilus californianus (California mussel)
Lineage: Eukaryota; Metazoa; Mollusca; Bivalvia; Mytilida; Mytilidae
Product: serine-rich adhesin for platelets-like
Exons: 5
Coding region: 308-2767 (819 amino acids)
Molecular function (GO): zinc ion binding
Source: RefSeq, a predicted model, not a curated record
UUUCUGUGUUAAUUUGUAAUCAAUGUUAAUUAGUUUAGGAAGACAAACUGACAGAAAAUGUUGAUUAAUUGAUAACUACUUUCUUUGGUGUAACGUUAUGGGAUGACGUAAAAAGUUCACGAACUUGGAAUCUUCCCAAACAGUGCAGUAGUAAAGAUGCUUAUGUGCACUCAAAAUGAACAUUGUGUUUCGACAUGUAUGGCCUAAAAUUUUGAUUCUUCCUUCUGCUAACCUCAUGAGUUUCGUUGUUACCGGUAUAAUCAUAGGAAAUAUUGACAAUUGUAAUUAUCCAUGAUACUUGUCAGCUAUGGAAGCAGAAUUGAUGUGUGGUGUAUGUUUGGAAUAUUUUGACAAACCUCUAAUGUUGCCAUGUACCCACAAUUUCUGUAAGAAAUGUAUAGAGGGGAUACUCUCUGUGAAUAGUAGACCAAACAUUUAUGGACAAUUACCAAGACAUCGUCUGAAGUUUCAUUUGGAUUGUCCUUUGUGUCAACGUCCUAUUGAAUUAGAUCGUGGUGUUGAAUCUUUGACAGUCAAUAGAAUUUUGGAAAAUAUCAUUGCUCUUCACAGAAAAGAUGAACCAUUAGCAUCUAAUGAUGCAGCAUGGAAACUUGAUUCUUCAGUAUCUGACAGUCCCUGUCUUCUUCAUAAUUCUGAACCGAUGUCAUUGUACUGCCUGACUUGUAACAGGGCUGUGUGUAAGUCAUGUGACUGUGUGACAGACAAAUCAUCAGGCACUAUUCAUAAAUGUGUCCCAAUCAAAGAACAAGCAGACCAAUACCAGAUGAAAAUAUCUAAUGCCAUUUCUGAAAUUAAAAGAAAGGUUGUCCCAGUCCAUGAUGAAAUACAACUGCUUCAGGACAUGAUGGAACAAAUCAAGGCCAAUGAAGAAAGUAUUAAAAGUCAACUUGAAGGUCAGAUUUCUGGACUAAUCCAGUCAUUAAAAGGUCAACAUCAAGAAUUAUUACGUCAACUCCAGAAUGAUAUAAAAUCAAUUAAAAGACCAAUAGAUGAACAGUUAAGAAAACAUAAACAGCUCAGUAAAACUGUGGAAGAUCAUCUGAAACGACUGAACGGUAUAAAAACAGCAAAAGAUACUGGACUUAGAAUUAAGUUAAUGAAGGAAUCUGAGAGACAACUAAACAGUUUAUUAUGUUUCGAUAUGGUAAUGUUCAGUACAAAGGAUAUGCCAACAGUUGAUAUGCCUGUUUGGGAGAUAGACAAAGAAGGGGUGUUACAAAGUAUACAGCAACUACAGUGGAAAAAGUCUGGUGGUACUAUGCCAGAUGAAAUUUCGUCAGGACCUUCCUCUACACAGUCAUCUAGACAGUCAUCUAGAGAAGAUGAUUGCCUUCCUAAAACGACACAGUCAUCUAGACAGUCAUCUAGAGAAGAUGAUUGCCUUCCUAAAAUGACGCAGUCAUCUAGACAAUCAUCCAGAGAAAAUGAAUGCCUUUCUAAUACGACACAGUCAUCUAGACAGUCAUCCAGAGAAAAUGAAUGCUUUUCUAAUACAACACAGUCAUCUAGACAGUCAUCCAGAGAAAAUGAAUGCUUUUCUAAUACGACACAGUCAUCUAGACAGUCAUCCAGAGAAGAUCUUCCUAAAACUCCGCCAAUAUCUUUUGCACAAUCACCUAGUUCUAUGACAUAUAAUGAAGGAACAGUCACCAGGUCAACUAUGACUAAAAAACAAAAACCAAGGAAUUUAGAUCCCAGUCUAAGAAGAGUUUCAGAACAGGACAAUAUUCAACCAAAUAUUGUAGUUCCUAAUAUUCCUCCAGUAUCAACCAAUACAUCAACAAAACCAACAUCAGCCACAUAUACUCAACCAUCAUUUUCAAAUGUUUCAUCCGCUUCAUUUAGAAUAGCUCCUACUCCUGUUAGUAUAAAUUCAGCCUCAAAUUUUGUGCCUAUACCGAGAGGUGUUCGUGCUGCAUCAGAGCCUGUUGUCCCUGGAAAUGUGGUUUCAAGUUAUAAACAAAAUGUCAUUACACCAAAUCCUAUGACAACCACAACAUCUUGGUUUUCAUCUACAGUCAUACCAUCAACUCCAAAUGGUGAACAGAAUAUGAUAACUGCACCUCCUUGUUCAUCGGAAGCUUCUCAAAGGCUUAUUCCAGCAUCACAUAGUAAAUUUUCUAAUAGUCAGCCAAGGACAACUACCACCUCCAUAAACAUACCAAAACCUAAUGUUGGUUUUGUUGUUCCUAAAAUAACGUCAGGUGCCGAAGCUGCAGGGUACUCGCCUCCAGGGCUAGAGACUUAUGAUAAUGUAUCUAAAGCUUUUCCUGUCCCAAGUACUGCAGAUUUUAUCCCUCAGACAUCAUCUGUUGCCACAGGGACAAAUACUGUGCUACCCAACCGAGGUCUUCCUAGGAAACCUAAGACAGAAUAUGGUAAUAAGAACAAUAAUUCUGUUGUAAAUACUGCGACACUCAUGGCAAUGGUGUCCGACGAGGGAGAUAUAGGAGUUGAUACUAUUAUAAAGUCAAUGGAAACAGUCUGUCGAGGUGUCCGAGAUGAUUCUAACAUACCAUCUAAUACCAAUAACUUCCCCCCUUCUAGCAAUGUAAAUGUUCGUGUGGAUAGGAGAUUCAGUACAGGAAAUGCCAAUGUUCCGACACAGUCAAAUUGUAAUUUUAGAACAGCAAAUCUGCCAACUAUAUCAGCUAGAGAUUUUUCUCCAACAACACAGAAUAGAUCUAUUUCUCCAAAUUCUGGACCUAGAAGGACAGUUAGACCAAAGAAGAAAAUAUCUAGAUGAAAUUGUAUUUUGAAAUAGUUCUGUGAUUAUGAUAAGAUUUUGAUUGCAUGCAAUAUUUAGAUAUAAAUAUGUGAGUGUAAUUAUGGGCUUUUUUGCAACAUAUUCAUUUCAUGGUCUACAUAUUUAGUUCUUGUGCCAAAACAUUUUGAUAAGUCUACUGCUUGCUGUAUUGAUAUUUAAUUUCAGUAAGUUCUCUUAUUUGAAUAUGCAUGAAAUAUUUGCCACUGGACAUUAUGAAAUUAAUAAUCAAUCAGUAAUUCCAUUCUGAGAAGAGGCUAACUAGUCAGUGAGCAAAGUUCUGAACCCCAAAAAAAUAUUUCCAUAUAGAUCUCUUCUGCUAUUAUAUGAUAUAUAUCAGUUAAGUUAUCCACAUAGAUCUCUUCUGCUAUUAUAUGAUAUAUAUCAGUUAAGUUAUCUACAUAGAUCUCUUCUGCUAUUAUAUGAUAUAUAUCAGUUAAGUUAUCCACAUAGAUCUCAUCUGCUAUUAUAUGAUAUAUAUCAGUUAAGUUAUCCACAUAGAUCUCUUCUGUUAUUAUAUGAUAUAUAUCAGUUAAGUUAUCCACAUAGAUCUCAUCUGCUAUUAUAUGAUAUAUAUCAGUUAAGUUAUCCACAUAGAUCUCUUCUGCUAUUAUAUGAUAUAUAUCAGUUAUGCUGUAUUGUUUUCCAUAAAGGAGAGAAAAUUUUUGUUCCUGGAGACAAAAAUCCACGUUAAAAAUUUCAGCAUUGUUUGUCAACACAUAAAAUUAAGUGACCUGUGAUUUUCAAAGUAUACUAGGAUAUAGCUGUUUAGGAUAUUUCUGUUUUUAGAACUGUUGAACUUUAACACUAUAUUUAUUAUUUGUUGGUAAGUUACAGCAUGUACAGUAACAACAUUCCGCUAAAACUUAGAACUGCAGGGUAAAAUCAUUAUUACGAGCCGAAAUUUGUAUAAUUUAUAUUAAUUGAUAUCAGGUCUUCAGAGUCCUUUUUUUUCUUUUAUCAGAAUCUGUUUUUAGAGUUGCUGCAAUUGUAAAGUACUUAGGUGCUAUACUAGUGAAAAACUAUAUAAUGUAUGUCUCUUAUCUAAUAAUCAUCAGUGAAAUGGAACACAGCCUUUCUGUCUUUAAACAUUUCCAAACUGGUCUGAAGAAUUUUUAAAGUUUAAAAAAACUUUUCUAUUUAGAUAUUGUAUGUUAUCUAGAAGCUGUAUACCAAUCAAUGGCCAUGGUUGGUACAAAUGGAACAUUUUCUAUUUUUGUCGAGCCUUCGACUUUUGUCGAAAAAGCGAGACAUAGCGAUCCUACAUUCCGUCGGUGGCGUCGUCGUCGGCGGCGUCCACAAAUAUUCACUCUGUGGUUAAAGUUUUUGAAAUUUUAAUAACUUUCUUAAACUACCCUGGAUUUCUACCAAACUUGGACAGAAGCUUGUUUAUGAUCAUAAGAUAUUAUUCAAAAGUAAAUUUUGUAAAAAAAAAAUUCCAUUUUUUCCGUAUUUUACUUAUAAAUGGACUUAGUUUUUCUGCCAGGAAACAUUACAUUUACUCUGUGGUUAAAGUUUUUGAAAUUUUAAUAACUUUCUUAAACUAUCCUGGAUUUGUACCAAACUUGGAAAGAAGCUUGUUUGUGAUCAUAAGAUAGUUUCCAGAAGUAAAUUUUGUAAAAAAAAAAAUCCAUUUUUUCCGUAUUUUACUUAUAAAUGGACUUAGUUUUUCUGCCAGUUAACAUUACAUUCACUCUGUGGUUAAAGUUUUUAAAAUUUUAACAACUUUCUUAAACUAUCCUGGAUUUGUACCAAACUUGGACAGAAGCUUGUUUAUGAUUAAAAGCUAGUAUCUAAAAGGAAAUUUUGUUAAAAUUUUGUUCCAUUUUUCCGUAUUUUACUUAUAAAUGGACUUAGUUUUUCUUCCAGUUAACAUUACAUAACAGUCGGCAGUUUAAGUUUUUAUUUUAAAACAUUUAUUAGAUUCAUAAACUAUCCUGGAUUUUUCCCAAAUUUGGACAGAAGCUACUUACAAUCAAAAGAUAGUAUAGAGAGGAAUAUUUUUAUUAAUUUUUUUCCUCAUUUUUGUUGAGCCUGUGAUUAACAGCAAAAGUAGGCGAGACACUGGGUUCCGCGGAACCCUUACAAAUUUUUGGAUUAUGUAGAGACGGAAUAAAACUAUUAAUUUCUUUUUCUUCAAAACUAUAGAUAAUCAUUUUUGACAUUCCUGAAUCAUUCAUUGUUUUGGUUAUAUGACCACAACUAAAUGGCAACCAUGAAUGAUAAUUGCAGUAAAAAUUGAAAACAAAAUAGUGAAAUUUCAACUUUUCUUUUAGUAAUUAAUUUAUCAAUGUACUACAAGCCAAUUUUUUGAUUUCCUUAGAGAGCUUAAGGAGUCAAUAUUAAUUAUAUUUGUACCUUCAAUAGUACAUUUCAACCAAUAAAUGAAUCUAUUUAAUUGUAUGUCUAAAAGUCUCAAGAGAUAAAUCUCUAUGUAUUCUAAAUCUAAAAAAAAUCAGUAAAAUUCUACGGAAGUCAGGAUUGAAAAAUUUGGUUUUAGACCAACGCACACUCACAUAGCGAACAGCUAUUGCAUUUUGUGGGUUUGUAUUGUUAAGAUUUUACAGUACUUUUAACAAUGUAAACCCAAACUCCAACUAUUAUAUAAUUUUUCCUUCCCAGCAUGUGAAUUUUGUUUUGUGCUUUCUGUUUUUUUGAAAUACAUGUUCAUGACAUCAAGAAAUGUUCAUGACAUUACCACACGAAUGCAAAUUGUUGCUUAUUUUUUUUGAAAGUUUGUGCUCCCUUUAUGUUAUACAUGUAUUUACAAUUUAUGAACUAAAAUGCAACUGCACACAUAUCUUUUCUUAGUUAUAACAUAUUUUAUUGUUGAAAUAAUACAUGACAAAAAGAUUGGACACAAGUUAUAUAAUUUAGAAAUGUAGUCUCUGUCACUCUUUUGAAAAAUUACUUAAGAAUUGAAUGAGAUACUGUAAAUUCAGAAAUUAUUGUGUGCAUUUAUUAUUGCGAUUUUUGAAGAAUGGACUAAAAUGCAAGAUUAAUUAUUGCGAUUUCAGGAAAAUCUGCAUACAGAUAUAAGUAUUAGAUAUCAAAAUGCGGGUUCUUAUUAUUGCGAUUUUCAUCCACUCGCAUUAUUCGCAUUACUAAAAACCUCACAAUAAUUUCUGAAUUUACAGUACACAGAAUCUCAACAAGUUAUCUCCCUUAUUUAAAGGUAAGUAGAUGUAUGUUUUUAUCUAUUUAACGAUUGAUGAUCUAUUUAUUACAUAUAAGGGUUUCAAAUAUUCAACCACAGAUUUUUACUACAAAACUGUAAAGUAUUUCCCUUUUGGAAUUUCUACACAAUAAUCUAUUGAAAGUUGAUAUAUAUUUAUUGAACAUUAUUAUGCAAUGUAAUAUUUUAUGUAUAUAUAAUUUACACUUUGUUGAGCCGAUUUUCUGGUUACUUUUUGACUUGUUACGAUUUGUUUACAUUUUGUUUAAAAAGCAAUUGUAUUGUUAUGGUUAUUCUAUGCAGCUUAUGAUAUUUCUGAGUUAUACAUUACAAUGUAAAAUAGCAUUUAAAAAUUAAUUAUUAUGUUUAGAAUAUGUUAUUUUUUUGCAAAGUGGUGCUUUUUAUUAUUAUUUAUUUCAACCAAACUGUGCUGAAGAUUAGUAACUCAUUUUAUUUAACUGUUUUCAUUUAGCAUCAAGUACUGAUUCAUGCCCCUUUUUGAGGCCACAAUUCUUUUACUUUAUAAAAAUAUUGAGAUGUGGAAUUGUCAAUGAGACAACUAUCCACCAAAGACAGAAAAUUACAGGACAAAAUUAAGCAAAACAUCUACCCUAUAGUAUUUUUUCACAAGCAAGAGAUUUUUUCUUUGAAUUAUCUUUCCUUAGUUAGAAGCAAGAUAUAUAUAAAAAUAAUUGUUUGAUUCUAUGUUGAAAAAUCCUUUAAAUUUUUAUGAAUAGAGAAGAUUUGGAAAAAGCCAAUGAAGCAACCAAACAACACAAAAACUCAAAAGAUAGACAUUUUGUUUUAUUGUAAAAAAAAUUGGCACAUCGUUAUUUCAAUUAUUAAAAAAAGCAAAACUUUGAAAGGGGAAUCAGCCUCUCAUUUAUAAUGCUGUUUUUUUGGGGGAAAAACUGUAAAUAGAGUCAAAAACUGGUGCAGAAAAAGGAUUAGCCAUGGCCUGAGAUGUGAAAAUGAAAACAGUCAGUGCUUUUACUUGAAAACAGUGCUACUACUAAGAAAAAAGUUUCUCUAAUUCUUACCCGAUUUAUCCUUUUCCUGACCUGUUGAUUAUUUUUAUUUAAUCAACGUGUGGUUCGUUUGAUCUCAGUUCUUCAUUGGUCAAAAUUGGAUUAUGACACCAAGUUUUCUUGCUUUCCUCUGAAUUUCCUAUUGUGACAUCAUGAAAAAAGGCGACCAUGCCUGAUAACGUCACAUAGAAAGAACACAUCUUUUUGCAAAUCUUUCGAAAAGAAGGAAUAAGGUUGUCUAUAUAUCUCCCAAAAGUCAUUAUAGAAACAGAUUCCACCACCAAAUCUUGUGCAAAACGAUAUUUAUACACUCGACAGUUAAAAUUUAAAUAUUUAAAAACACUUGGCAAGCCUCACGUUUUAAAUUUGAAAAUUUAACUGUCUAGAGUGGAUAAAUAUCGUAUCACAUGUAGUGCAGUGGUAGAAUCUAUAAAAUACUUUUAAUUUAGAUCUGAAACAAAUGGAUCAUUUUAUUUAUUCUAUGUAAUAGUCUUAUAAAGCUUUCAGCAUUUGUUUUAUUGUGCUUUGUUAAUAGUAUUGAAAAGAACUGACAAUUCUGUCAUUGAUUCAUUUGUUUUUUUUCAUGUAUGUAUUGUAAAGCAGUGUGGAACAUUCAGUUGAAACAAGUACCAAUAAAUUCUGAACAAUUGUUUCCAUUUUACAAAAUGUAAAAACAUGGUCUUCAAUGUUUUUAUGCAUAUGAUUUACACUCAUGCAAUGAAAUUUCAUGCAUGCAAGUACUUUUUGUAAUAUCGUUUAAUAUACAAAUUUUGCAAUAUUAACCUUUUCCCCUUGCUCUUUUGAAGGGCUUUCAAUCAUCCAGAAAUAGAAUUUUAGUUCUAACAAAUGUGUUCUGCUGAUAUCUUCCCAUUUUCACUAUCGGCUAUUAAUUCUGGUCACAUGUUUUACUAAAGUAAGAUUUAGCAUUUGAUUUAUAUAGUCAGAGGAUCCACUGGUGUCAGUCAGAAUCUUACUUGUUCAAAUGAGAGUAAAAUUAACUUGAGAUACAUUUUUUUGCUUCUCCAAGUAAAAAUAUGCAGACUACACUUUUAAUUAGAGUUCCCCCCCCUUUUUAAAUGUUACCAUUAUCUGUAGUAGUCUAACUUAUAAAAGUAAGUGUUGAAACUGUAGUGUGCAUCUUUCAUUUGUCAGACUGAAACCACAUUUUUUUUUUUAAAGAGAACAGCAACCCAACCAGGGAAAUUUUGUUCAUCAAUUACCCUUUAGUAUAAAAAAACAGGGUUUCAGAAGUCACCAAAAGCAGUGCAUUUAAGUCUGGAAAAGACAAUUUUUUAUUUAUGAUGUACCAUCUCAAGAUAUUUUUUGUCAUAUUUAAUGGCACUUUUUUGUUAUUUCAUGUGGUACAUUUGUGAUCAAUAAAGUAUUAUAGCUGUAAAUAAAAUAAAUGUAAACAGCAUUAUUACAUACAUGUAUAUGAGUGUGUUGGAUCUUACUUGUAAAGGUUAAAUCUGACUUUGAUAAGUAAUUUAAACCUUUUUUUUAACAAGUAAGAAAUAUUCAGACUUACACAAGCUGAUCCCUUGACUGUUAUAUAUAUAUGAAAAAUUUCCUAGGUAUCAUAUAAAAAGAAAAAUAGUAGUUUUCUUGUAACUGAAUGUACACUAAAAUAUCAGUUAGUCACAUUAAACAAAAAGUAUUUUACUAAUGGUCCCAGCUUUUGCUGAAAUCAUUUUAUUGAAUUGUAUGCAUGUUUUUUUCUUUGGCUCUAUAAUGGCUGUUGUUGCCUUGAUUUUUCUGUUAAUAAAUAUUAGAAUGGGAAAGUUGACAUUGUUCUACAGUUUGUACUGGUAUUUAACAAAUAAAAUUUGUUAAACAUAAAA